UCCCAUGUUCGGGCUGGAGAAGUCGGCGGGGCGGCAGGAGCCGGGCAGAAGCGGUGGGCUUCCGAAGAUGGCGUCCGUGGGGGAUUUUAACGUACUCAGCUCCAGCAUCCCGGCCACCAAGGUGGAGCUCUCGGUGUCCUGCAGAAAUCUUUUGGACAGAGAUACAUUUUCUAAAUCUGAUCCAAUCUGUGUUUUGUACACACAAGCAAUUGGAAACAAGGAAUGGAGAGAGUUUGGAAGAACAGAAGUAAUUGAUAAUACUUUAAAUCCAGAUUUUGUAAGAAAAUUUAUAAUGGACUACUUCUUUGAAGAAAGAGAGAAUCUGCGAUUUGAUUUCUAUGAUGUUGACUCAAAAAGUCCUAACCUGUCAAAGCAUGAUUUUUUGGGACAGAUGUUUUGUACACUGGGAGAAAUAGUGGGAUCACAGGGGAGCAGACUGGAAAAAUCAAUUGUAGGAAUUCCUGGGAAGAAGUGUGGAACGGUCAUAGUAACAGCAGAGGAACUAGGGUGUUGCAGAGAUUCAGUUCUAAUGCAAUUUUGUGCAAACAAGCUAGACAAGAAAGACUUCUUUGGGAAAUCUGAUCCUUUCCUUGUAUUUCAUCGAAGCAAUGAAGAUGGCAGUUUUACAAUCUGCCACAAAACAGAAGUUGUAAAAAAUACAUUAAAUCCAGUGUGGCAGGCAUUCAAGAUUUCUGUCAGAGCACUGUGUAAUGGAGACUAUGACCGGACAAUUAAAGUAGAAGUGUAUGACUGGGAUAGAGAUGGGAGCCAUGAUUUCAUUGGAGAAUUCACAACAAGUUACAGAGAGUUGUCGAGAGGGCAAUCUCAGUUCAAUGUUUAUGAGGUAAUAAAUCCAAAGAAAAAAGGAAAAAAGAAAAAGUAUGUUAAUUCUGGAACAGUAACAUUGCUUUCCUUCCUAAUUGAAACAGAAGUUUCAUUCCUUGACUAUAUUAAAGGCGGAACCCAAAUCAAUUUCACAGUUGCUAUUGAUUUCACAGCCUCCAAUGGUAACCCUUCACAGCCAACUUCACUGCACUACAUGAAUCCCUAUCAGCUGAAUGCUUAUGGCAUGGCACUAAGAGCUGUUGGUGAAAUAAUUCAGGACUAUGAUAGUGAUAAAAUGUUCCCAGCUCUAGGUUUUGGGGCUAGACUGCCUCCAGAUGGAAGAGUAUCACAUGAAUUUGCACUGAAUGGAAACCCUCAAAAUCCAUACUGCCAUGGAAUUGAUGGUGUAAUGGAGGCAUACUACAGGAGUUUGAAAUCUGUACAGCUUUAUGGACCAACAAACUUUGCUCCUGUUAUUAAUCAUGUAGCCAGGUAUGCUGCUUCAGUAAAAGACGGCUCCCAGUAUUUUGUUCUUCUCAUUGUUACAGAUGGAGUUAUAUCUGAUAUGGCUCAGACAAAAGAAUCCAUAGUGAAUGCUUCAAAGCUUCCAAUGUCCAUAAUUAUAGUGGGAGUAGGACCAGCAGAGUUUGAUGCUAUGGAAGAACUGGAUGGGGAUGUAGUGAGGAUUUCUUCAAGAGGAAGGUUUGCAGAAAGAGACAUUGUGCAGUUUGUGCCAUUCCGAGAUUACAUUGACAGAAGUGGAAACCAUGUGUUAAGCAUGGCAAGACUUGCUAAAGAUGUAUUAGCUGAAAUCCCAGAGCAGUUUCUGUCCUACAUGAGAGUCAGAGGAAUAAAGCCAUCACCUGCACCACCACCCUACACACCCCCGAUUCACGUGUUGCAGACUCAGAUAUGACUGCUCUGAACUGUUUGGCAUUUAUCACAAAUCUCUGGAUGCAGCAGUAGCUUCUGAUGACUUCUUGGAGCUAGAAAAGUUCUCGUCACAUACCAAAAUUCUCCUAUAGUUGCAUAAGCAACUGGAAAGCUUUUAAAUGCUAGGAGCAAAAUGUUGAUGUUCUGAGACUUUUUUUUUUAAUCCAGACACCCUAUUUUUUUGAUGUACUUCUUGGAGGAGGAAAGCACAAGUCAGGUUUUCAACUCAGAAGGUUGGGUCCUCUCUGAACGCUGUGUGUAUAUAAAUGUAUAGGAAUGCUAUUACUCUGUAUCAAUGUUUACAUGUUACUAUUUUUAAAUUUCAGUACUUUUAUAACUAUUCUUAAGAAUAAAAGUUUGGAAUAUUAACUCACAUGUCUUCUAGCUUGCAAUAGUUUGUCACAAGAUAACAAGAGAAGCAAUAUCUCUUUGAAUGUUUGUCCAGACAAAUACAAAUGAAAACUAAGAUAAGGACAAAUAUUUGUGUGUUUUAAAGUAACUGAAGUGCUUCAAGUAAUCCAUUCAUCUCAUGUAUUGAAGAUUUAAACUCCUAAGUGCAAAUAACAUAAUUGCAUAUUACUUAUAACUAACUCCAGACUCUGAGGGGGAGGUAUGUGUAUUUUUUAAGAGAUUCUCCAAUUUCUAAGUUUAUCUAAGUUUACAGUUUUUUAAACUAGCUACUGAAACAAAUCAGAAUAGUUAUUUGCUAUAAUUAAUUAAAGAAAAUUACCUCAAUUCAGAACUAUCAUAGUGUUAUAGUUGACUCACUGAGUUCGUCAAUCAUAUCAUGCAUUCCUUAAAGCACUGGAAAUUUUGCUUUAGAAAUGUCUUUUGAAGUGAAGAUUACAGCAGAUGUUUUAUAAUGGACCAUUUUUAACUUUAAAAAUUUAAAAUCCUAAUUUUCCUUUUGUCUAGAUUGCCCAUUCAAAGGGAUGCUGACUCUUAAUAUUUGGGCUUAAUAUUGUCAUUUAAUCACAUUUCCAUUCAGGGUGCAUGAAUAAUAAAGUUAAUUAACUGGUUUAAAAAUUGCACAACUAUGUUGCUGUGUGCAAAAUUUUGUGUACGGAACUACCCAAAAAUUUAUUAUAUGCCUGUUCGUAUAUAAUUAUAAAAUGGUUUUGCAUGUAAAUUUUGUACAAAAUACACAGUUUUGUGAGUUUGUGUCAGAUACAUUUUAUUUAGAACUAAUGGCCUUAAAUUUCACAAAACUCCUGAAACGAUUGUGAAUUGCCUUCAAAUACUGUUUAAACAGAACAUUUUAAUUUUUUGUGUCACAGUUGUAAUUGUCUUGUAUAUGUAACCUUUUUCUUUGCAUAUAACCUGUUUACUAAUUCUGUUUCUUACUACUGUAUGUUGUAAUGUACAGUAUAAAACUAAGGUGCAUUUUUUAAGCAUGAGAAGUUUUUUGCCAGAAAUUAUAUCUUCAAUAUUAAUGUUAUAUAACUAUGUAAAUGCAGAAUCUUCCAUUUUUAAAUAUAUUUAACUUCCUUUAACUGUUUCAUGUGAGAAAUUACG
Molecule: messenger RNA, 3273 nt
Organism: Poecile atricapillus (Black-capped chickadee)
Lineage: Eukaryota; Metazoa; Chordata; Aves; Passeriformes; Paridae
Product: copine-8
Exons: 20
Coding region: 5-1741 (578 amino acids)
Biological process (GO): cellular response to calcium ion
Cellular component (GO): plasma membrane
Molecular function (GO): calcium-dependent phospholipid binding
Source: RefSeq, a predicted model, not a curated record